Molecule: messenger RNA, 4992 nt
Organism: Sardina pilchardus (European sardine)
Lineage: Eukaryota; Metazoa; Chordata; Actinopteri; Clupeiformes; Clupeidae
Gene: ssh2a
Product: slingshot protein phosphatase 2a
Exons: 14
Coding region: 510-4571 (1353 amino acids)
Biological process (GO): protein dephosphorylation; actin cytoskeleton organization; negative regulation of actin filament polymerization
Cellular component (GO): cytoplasm
Molecular function (GO): protein tyrosine/serine/threonine phosphatase activity; actin binding
Source: RefSeq, a predicted model, not a curated record
AGCUCCUAGUUAAUUCAGAAUGGGAACGAACGCAUAAGGUCCUGCCGGCUGUGUCAGCACCCGGUGUCUCUAUUAGCGAUAAUCAGCAUAUGUCGAUUAGGCCUAACAUGUCAGAUUAGACCGAACAUCUGCCAGGCUGACAUCCUCGUUGUCUUGACUAACUAAAUCGCUACCUCGGUUGACUCUUUAUUUGAACUUUUGAAGUACGGAGAACAGGAAUACGUGAGUGUUUGGAGCUAGCGUUGGCUAAUUCCUGAUAGCGCAUUAGGAGUCCAUCGUCGCUCCUGUUUGUUGAACUAAUCUUUGGUUUUAGUUUUACCUCGUUUUGAUUUAUGUCGGUAAAGUGGACGCUACAAGGAGGUCUUGUUAUCACUACCUGAGAACUGCUCCGACUCAAGGAGUUAGUAAGAACAGUUGCUUUCCCAUGGAGUAGCUAAGGAGAGCCUCGACUCAAAGGAUAUCCUGCGCCCCGUCCUGAAACCCUCCCGCUCCGGCUGCCUCGUACAACCAUGACCCUGGGGACUGUAGCCUCCUCUACGAGCUCGGCACCAGGCUGCUUCUGCUCCUGUUGCGGGGCAAAAAUGGUGCCAUACUUCUCGGAGAACGCCGUUGUAUCUCAAAACCAGAUUAACCAACUCAUCAGUGAAAACUUCCUGACUGUGAAAGGUGCUGCCCUCUUCCUGCCCCGCGGAAAUGGCUCCUCACCAUCAUCAGUGCCCCGCAUCGCACAGCGGCGGAACAAACACACAGGUGACCUCCAACAGCAUCUACAGACAAUGUUCACCCUGUUACGGCCAGAGGAUACUAUCCGGCUGGCGGUGCGUCUGGAGAGUGCCUAUCCCCAGUGCACGCGCUACAUGGUGGUGGUGUCCACCAACGGCCGGCAGGACACGGAGGAGAGUGUCGUGCUGGGCAUGGACUUCAGCUCCUCAGACCGUGUAUGCACUGUUGGGCUGGUGCUGCCUUUAUGGAGUGACACUCUGAUACACUUGGAUGGUGAUGGUGGGUUUAGUGUGUCCACCGUCAACAGGGUCCAUGUCUUCAAGCCCGUCUCUGUCCAGGCCAUGUGGGCGGCGCUGCAGUCCUUACACAAGGCGUGCGAUGUGGCGCGCUGCCACAACUACUACCCGGGCAGCCUGUUCCUGACCUGGGUCAGCUACUACCAGAGCCGCGUGGCCUCGGACCAGGUGUGCAUCAACGAGUGGAACGCCAUGCAGGACGUGCAGUCGCACCGCGCCGACUCCCCCGUGCUCUUCACCGACGUGCCAACGGAGCGGGAACGCACCGAGCGCCUGAUCAAGAUGCGCCUGCGAGAGAUCAUGAUGCAGAUGGACCUGGAGAAUGUCACCUCCAAACAGAUCCGCACAGAGCUGGAGAUGCAGAUGACGUGUAACCUCCGCGAGUUCAAAGAGUUUAUCGACAACGAGAUGAUCGUCAUCCUGGGCCAGAUGGACAGUCCCACGGAGAUCUUUGACCACGUCUUCCUGGGUUCCGAGUGGAACGCGUCUAAUCUGGAGGAACUGCAGAACAGUGGGGUCCGCUACAUCCUGAACGUGACAAGGGAGAUUGAUAACUUCUUUCCUGGCCUGUUUGAGUACCACAACAUCCGCGUGUACGACGAGGAGGCUACCAACCUCUUGGAAUACUGGAACGACACUUACAAGUUCAUCUCCAAGGCCAAGAAAGCCGGAGCCAAGUGCCUGGUCCACUGCAAGAUGGGCGUGAGCCGCUCGGCCUCCACCGUCAUCGCCUACGCCAUGAAGGAGUACGGCUGGGACCUGGAGCGCGCCUUCGACUACGUGAAGGAGCGUCGCACCGUCACCAAGCCCAACCCCUCCUUCAUGAAGCAGCUCGAGGAGUACCAGGGCAUCCUCUUGGCCAGCAAGCAACGGCACAACAAGCUGUGGCGCUCCCACUCGGACGGCGACCUGUCCGAGCCGCUGGCCAAGUCGCUGGAUCACUCGGACCCGCUCAACAACAACGGGCCGGCCUCGCUGCAGCACUUCCUGGGCAUGGCCGUGCUGCAGGCCCUGGGCGCCGAGCCGCCGGCCCAGCAGGAGCACCUCGCCGACGGGGACGGCGUCCGCACGCGCAGCCCCUCGCCGCCCACCUCCAACGGCCUGUGCGACUCCACGGAGCACCUGGCCACCUCCUCCUCGGCCUCCGUGUCCAUCUCGCUCUCCUCGUCCGCCUCCCACGCCGUCUCCUCCUCCUCCGAGGACCCCUUCCUCCCGCCUCUGCCCCGGCCGCGGGCGGCCACCGUGGUGCCCAAGGCGCGGCUGGACGUGGCGGCGUUCAUCGUGGCCGAGACGGUCCCGGCGGCGCGCCCCCACCCGCCUCCCUCGCUCCACGUCCUGCCCCCGUCGCCCUCCCCCGAGCCCCGGCCCGACAGCGCCGACUCCGGCUCCGUCCUCCACCGCCCCCUGACGCCGGCCGGCUCCACCAGCCCUGACCUGCCCGUGGACGAGGCCGACGGGAGCGUGAGCGUCAGCGAGAGCGCUGUCCAGUUAUCUUAUCAGGAAGAGCAGCAGCAGCAGGAGCAGCUGGCCCAGGAGCCCAGCAUCACUGACAGCCUGCAGCUGUCUCUGGACACUCUCAGCGAGGGCGUCGGGGGGCCCGCUGGACUGCCCUCCUCCUCCUCCACCGCCGCCAACACGCCCAUGGCACUCAGCCCCCUCAGCCCCACGGGAUCGGCCCUCUCGCUCUCGCUGGACCCUCACCACGGCAACGAGGACGACGAUAGCAACAACAAUAACAUCGGCGGCCACCUGCACGCCGGCGACAGCGCCGACGAGGUUCCGUGCGGCAGCUUGCCCGAGAUGACCACCCAGAGCGGCUCGUCCAGCCUCAGCACCGACAGCAUCGACUUCUUCAGCGCCCGCGAGAAGUUCCUGGGGCUGUCGCAGGACGGCGUCCUGACCCGACCCGAGCCCUCCAGCUCCCCAAGGGCCGGUCAGUCCCGCUGCCCCAGCCAGGACCUGCCGCAACAGCCACAGGACGAGCAGGAGCACAGCCCAGCUCCAUCGGACAACAGCCAGGCAAAGGGUUCUCCUCAGCCUGAAGAUGUCUGCAGCCCUGUCGGUGACCCCCACCCGGAUAACGGCGUUUCGGUCCGGCACAUGGUGACGGAGCUGGAGUCCAUCUCCCACAUCCAGCUGCCCCUCCAGCAGCAGCCAGCGCCACGCAGCCCCCAGCACCCGCCCCCGCACAGCCCCGACGGUGCCCCCGAGCUGCCCUCCACGCCCUCUCCCCCUCCCCCUGCUCUGCAGCCUCCCUCCCCCACCACCCCCACCCGCAACUGGGCCACCGGGUCGGUGCGCCGCGUCCGCAAGCAGCUGGAGCAGAAGCUCCGUCAGCAGGAACUGGACUGCCCCGUGCCGGCCUGUGCACCGGCGCCCGUCUCCUCCUCCUCCUCCUCCUCCUCCCCACAGCCCGCACCAUCAUCAUCAUCAUCAUCGUUGUUGUCGUCCACCUCCUCCUCCCCUGGCCCCGAGCACCGCACCUCCUCCCCCCGGCCGGGCGCUGCCCCACUGGACGAGGCCUGCACGGAGCCGGAGGAGGCCCGCUGCGGCGAAGCAGCACCUGUGGAAGAGCAGGAGGAGCGACUCCCACUCCAUUUGGACUCUGGUGCUCUCCCUGAGCCUCCCUUACUGCCACCCCCACAGUCAUCCUCCUUCCCUGCGUGCCCAGAGAGCGGCACCCACUGCCACCUCCCCACGCCCCCGGCCCCAGAGUCGAGCGCCCAGCCCGGGCUGCUGUGGCUGGAGGGCGUGACGGAGAUGGAGACGGACGCCGACGGGCCGAGCUCGCUCCUCCUGCCCCAGGGGACGCAGCCGUACAGCCGGCUGGCGCGCAGCAGCGAGGACCUGGAGAAGAUCCAGGAGACGCUGCGGGAGCUGCAGGCCUUCCUGUACGAGGCCGGAGGGGCCCGGGGCCCCGAGACGGAGCCCGGCCGCGGUUCCUCGGAGCAGGGCGAGGACGAGCGACGGGCGCCGCCGCAGGGAGAGCCCCGCGGUCCGGCCGUGUGGCAGCGCGCCAUGGAGAUCGAGGCGCGCAUCCGCCAGGCGGGCCUCACGCCGCCCUCGCUCAUGAAGCGCUCGGCCUCGCUAGCCAAGCUGGACUGCCUGGAGCUGUCCACGCACGACCUCAGCAGCUGGGACUUCCACGCCGGCGCCUGCCCCGCCCCCUCCUCGGACUAUCACCCGCAGCAGCAGCAGCAGCAGCUGUCCCCCCUGGCGCCCUCGCUGUCCCUCUCCCCGUCGCUGGUUCACCCCGUGCACGACGAGGCCUACAAGAAGCAGCGCGUGCUGCACCAAAGCCCCCCCAGUAGCCCCCGGCCUGGACUCUGCGUCCAGGAAGAAGCGGGCAGGACUGCCGCGAGCCCCUCCAGCCCCCCCUCCCCGCCCCCCUGCCCACAGCACAGGUCCAAGGGCCGCGCCUCGGCUCCGGACCACGCCCACGCCCACGCCCACCCGCAGCCCUCCCAGCACGGGAAGCCACACCCGCUGCGGCGCCUGCGCAAGGCGGCAGAUAAAAAGCGGACAGUGACUGUGCUUUACAACACCAUGUGACCCUUACCUGAGGCCCCAGAGACUGCACUAGGGGCCUAGCUGUGUGUAGAAAUGUAUGUGUGUGUGUGUGUGUGUGUGUGUGUGUAUGUGUGUACAUGGGUUAUACAUGGGUUGUAUGUAUGCAAGUGUGUGGAUGGAUGGAUGUGUGUGUGUGUAUGUGAGAGUGUGGUGUCGGACUGUUUCAAAUUCAAUCUCUGGAUCAGUGUGGACUGUAGCUGUUUUUUUAUCUAUUUUUUAUCCGGUUUUAUCUAUUUGUUAUUAUUGUGUGUGUGUGUGUGUGUGUGUGUGUUGAACAGAAAGUGGUGUCCCAGUGAAAUGAAAAUGAGGCUGUUUUUAUCAUGCACUUUAUUCUUUCCUUUUAGAUUUUUUUUUUUUUCAUUUUUGUUGUAUAGGAUAUGAAUAAAGUUUUAGUUAUUGCCUA